Messenger RNA from Bactrocera tryoni, 2366 nucleotides. Its product is annotated as trehalase. The record is from RefSeq and is a predicted model, not a curated record. Bases 304 to 2145 code for a protein of 613 amino acids. Gene Ontology annotation, biological process: trehalose catabolic process. NCBI's taxonomy places the organism in Eukaryota, Metazoa, Arthropoda, Insecta, Diptera, Tephritidae. The transcript has 7 exons. Gene Ontology annotation, molecular function: alpha,alpha-trehalase activity.
AAUAUAUUUAAACGUGUAAAAUUAUUCAAAAUAAAAUUAUCAAUUCCUUAGCAGUAUUUCGCUUCACCGACAAAAAAGUGUAGCACAGAAAAACAUUAAAGGAAAUCGAAGUCGAAACCAUUUCGAGUCGAAUUUAAAUUACAAUAAAAAAAUAAGUCAUAAGAAAAGUAAUCAAACCAAAAGUAUUAUUUUCGUAAAUCUACACUUAAAUGAAUCACGUUCCACUAACAAGGAGCUAAACGUUACUUACAUAAUUAAGCAUAUUUAUUAAAAGUAUUAUUAAAUUAAACUGUAAAAGGCAAAAUGUUUGCGUUCAGGAGCGUUGUAAGCACGCGUUUUAUGCCCAUUGGCGCGCUUGUUAUUCUAAAUCUAUGCGUGCGCGCGAGCUUUGGGCAUACGAUCCCUAGCAAUGCGAUACAGAAGCGACAAUACGAGCCCGUGGGGCCGGAAUCUUGCCAAAUCUAUUGUCAUGGACCGCUGCUGCACACCGUACAAAUGGCACAUCUUUACCAGGACUCUAAAACGUUUGUCGAUAUGAAGCUGAAAAAUCUACCGGAAAAAACUAUGGAGGAGUUCAACGCGUUCAUGCUUAAGUACAACAACACACCAACCGAGGCGGAGAUACAGGAUUUUGUUGAUACACAUUUCGAGGAGCGGGGUAAAGAAUUUGAAACUUGGGUACCGAAUGACUGGAAAGAAAAUCCUGAAUUCUUGAACGCCAUCAACGAUCCAGAUCUCAAGCAAUGGGGCUCCGAUUUGAAUGGUAUUUGGAAGGAGUUGGGCCGCAAAAUGAUCGAAGACGUGCACAAGAAUCCAGAAUACUAUUCGAUAAUACCUGUUGACAAUCCAGUUAUAGUGCCAGGUGGUCGUUUCAUUGAAUUUUACUAUUGGGAUUCUUAUUGGAUUAUACGCGGUCUUUUGUAUUCGGAGAUGUAUGAAACGGCACGUGGCAUGAUCGAAAACUUUUUAUCCAUUGUACAGAGAUUCGGCUACAUACCGAACGGUGGUCGUGUUUACUACUCGGGACGUUCACAGCCACCAUUCUUAACAGCUAUGGUUAAGGCUUAUGUUGACUUCAAGAAAGAUUACAGUUUUGCUUUGGAAGCUUUAGAUACUUUGGAACAUGAAUUUGAAUAUUGGAUGAAUAAUCACACCGUGCAGGCCAAGGGUUAUGAUGUUGCUAUCUAUACAGAUGCCUCCACUGGGCCACGACCGGAGUCCUACCGUGAAGAUAUUGAAACAUCGGAAGCUUUUCGCACCGACGAGGCUAAGGAACAACACUAUACCGAAUUGAAAGCCGGCGCUGAAUCCGGUAUGGACUUCAGUUCACGUUGGUUCGUCAAUGAAAAUGGCACAAAUGAUGGUGAUCGUACCGAUUUAAAGACACGCUCAAUUGUGCCCGUCGAUCUUAAUGCGUUACUGUAUAUGAAUGCGAAAAUAAUUGCAGAAUUUCAUGACAAAGCAGGAAACAAAGCUAAAUCCACUGAAUAUGAAGCGAAGGCUGCAAGGAUAUUAGAGGCUAUCCAAGCUGUACACUGGAAUGAAGAAGCCGGUGUUUGGCUGGACUACGAUAUGAUCAAUCAGAAACCACGUAAUUACUUUGUACCCACCAAUUUGUCACCACUCUAUACGGGCGCAUUUAAUAAAUCCGACUCAGAGAGAAUCUCGGCAUCUGUGCUAAAAUACAUUGACGAUUUAAAAUUGGACAGCUAUCCCGGUGGCGUGCCGAAUACGCUCGCGCAUACCGGUGAACAAUGGGACUUCCCUAAUGUUUGGCCACCAAUGCAAUAUAUACUCAUUAGAGGUUUGGAGAACUUGGGCACGCCUGAGGCAAAGAAACUGUCAGAGCGAUGGGGACAUCGUUGGGUGAAAUCGAAUUUCGAGGCAUACAAACAGACGCAGACGAUGUUUGAAAAGUACGAUGCGUUACACUUUGGUGGCCAUGGCGGUGGCGGAGAGUACGAGGUGCAGAAAGGUUUUGGCUGGAGCAAUGGCGUAAUUAUUGAGUUCCUCACAAAAUAUGGUGGCGACUUGUCCCUAUCGAAUAGUGCGGUAUCAACAGUUUCGAAGAAUACAGUUUUCAGUUUGACUGUUGCGCUGCUGAUUUCGGUGUUUGGAACAAUGCUGGGUAGAUCGUUGUGGUGAGAAUCCAAUUUAAGUCGUCUGACACACUUUAGAGGCAGAUAAAGACGAGAUUGUAUAUGACCAUGACUUGCUUCGUUACUUACACACAACCACACAGAACAUUGCGUACAAUGCCUUAUGUAUUUUCCAGCGACUUGUAUUAAUUUAUACUACAUGUAUAUAGAAUCUAAAUUUAUUUUAAGUUUUAUUUCAACUUGUACAUUACACUAAUUACGCUCUUA